This is a messenger RNA of Salvelinus fontinalis (brook trout), 3386 nucleotides long. Its product is annotated as neurofilament medium polypeptide-like. Lineage: Eukaryota; Metazoa; Chordata; Actinopteri; Salmoniformes; Salmonidae. The transcript has 2 exons. The coding region runs from base 250 to 918 and encodes 222 amino acids. The record is from RefSeq and is a predicted model, not a curated record.
CGGAACCCUCCUUCAACAAUAACAGUUAGUCAGACCCAUCGGUAGCUUUCUAGCAAACAUAGCUACAACAUUCACGCUCUUUACACUGUUUUCUGUGUAUAUUAGUCGCUGUGUGUUAAACACACUUCUGUCGUAUGUACUUGUUGGCCCAUUUAAUUAUAUAUUUACGUUGUUUGUCAGCUAGCUGGUUUGCUAAAUUAGCUUAGAACUAGGCUAGUUGCUAAUGCUAACUAGCUAACAUCUCCGACCAUGAGUUCACUAAGCUACUCUUCUCCUGCAAUAGAAGAUGAGAUUUGCUGGACGGAGAAAGGAUCUCUCGUCAAAGAGGAGGAGGAAGAGAAGGCUGUUACAGUGAAAGAAGAAGAGAAAUACGUUUCAGUGAAAGAAGAGGAAGACUCGUUCAGAGUGAAAGAGGAGGAGGAUGGUACAGUAAAAGAAGAGGAGAAAGAGGAGGUUGCAUUUUUUGGACUGAAAGAGGAGAAGGGGGAGAUGACUGUCACAUCCAAAAAGGAGGAGGAAGAAGAGGAGGAAACUGGAUAUCUGGGCCCGGUUUCCCAAACUCAUCUUAAGGCAUCCAUUGGUUCUAAUGAUGCACUUAGCCGUAAGAUGGUUUUGAGAAACCGGGCUCUGAUUAACACUAACACACAAAUGACUAGAGGGAGCCAGUCGUCAACACAACCCGACCAGAGGGAGCCGGUCGUCAACCCGACCAGAGGGAGCCGGUCGUCAACACAACCCGACCAGAGGGAGCCGGUCGUCAACACAACCCGACCAGAGGGAGCCGGUCGUCAACACAACCCGACCAGAGGGAGCCGGUCGUCAACACAACCCGACCAGAGGGAGCCGGUCGUCAACACAACCAGGCCAGAGGGAGCCGGUCGUCAACACAACCCGACCAGAGGGAGCCCCCCUCAGUGAUUAAUAUACAUUCUAUCUAAAUGAAAAUUAUACAAAUCUAAAAGUAACUUUUAUUGCCAUUGCCAACUAUGUAAAAAAAAAUAGCCUACAUAAAGCCAACAAAUAAAAACAUUGCAUUCUGCAGGUAGAAAAUAUCCUGAUAAAAAUAAAUAUCCUAGAAAUCACAUUGGUUGCACAUGGCCUGUCUACUACAAACUUGAAACAUUGUAUCAACUAUCAACUGGGUCAGGAAACUCGGAUAGCAAGCUUGCAACAUUGUAUAAAAUAUUCUAGGCCCUCAGUUUCCUGCUCCAGUGAGUUCUGGACAGACACAGCUGUAGGCUAUUUGUGCAAACGAUAAGAAGUAAUCAGGUAUUUUAUAAAAUUUCCACUGGAUCAGAUCAUUACGUUUUCCCCUUUAAUGUUGAGUGGUUAUCGAAAGGGUGAGAGCUGGAAAUAUUUUACGAAAAUACUUUGAGGAACUAUUGUCAUUCGCAAUUGAUUUUGAUUCUUGUGCAUUUGAUUGUGAUUUUUACUUGCUGUUUGGAGGUGAAGAAAAAGUUACUUUGAGAAGCUCCACAACUCAUUAGUGGUGCAGCGUUAAAAAAAUACAAGUAAUGUGAUUAUUGUGGCAGAUGUUUGUACAUAGCACAUUUUUUGUUUAGGUUUUCAAUAUAUCAGAAACUGUUUCUGCAUAUUGGUUAUUGAUUUGGACACGUUAAAACUGUGUUUUCACAUUGGGCUAUCCCACCUAGCACAAUGUCAUUGAAAAGCCGUUGAAAAUAAGACUAUGCAACCAAAUAUUUCAUAUUUACAAUUCAUGUAACAUUUAGUAAUGGUAAUUAUUUAUGCAACCAACUGACAAUUUUUUAGUACAAUUAUAUUGACAUUGUUAUUCUGCUUUUAGAAUAUCAGAGUUCAUUCUCAGAUGUCAACCCAAAUGUACUAGAGCAUGACAUUGGGGACUGGGUCCCGAUCCAACAACAUGCCUAUCUAGUGAACCCUGAAAAGAGAGAGAAGCUCUGCGGUGAGGUGGAAAGUUACUACGGAUAUUGCAAGAGUUUCCUCUUGAAAUCAUGUCUGUUUUAAGGACAACUUGGUUGCUGAUUGUCUCAAGGGUGGGCAGUUAAAAAGAUUUGUGUUUUGCGUUUAGCCAGUGCGUUACCAUGGUUCCCAAUUGAUUUUGACUGCAUGUUUUUCCGUAUUGGAGAUGAGUUUUGUUUGGGCUCGUUCCAAGGGGACGUGAGUUCUAGAAGCUAGUGAGUUUUAGAAAGACGAGAGUUCUAGAAGGGAAAAAAUAAUAGUUUAGGAAUCUAUAGAAAGAAAAAGGAGAAAAGAUACAAUAUUAUUAUACUAUUGUAUAUUAUUAUUAGAAGUACGUGUUUUUUCUUGUUUUUAAUUGUUGACAGCCAGUUGACACCAUGUUUAUAUUGGUGAAGCAUUUUAGUUGAUUAUAAUGUGAAAUGGAAAUUGUUUUCUGUUGGUGGUGAGCAAACUUGUCCAACAAUAAUAUAGGAUAUAUUUGUUGUCUUAAGGGGGAAGGUGUUACAGGCUUUGGUUUUUCCAUUUAUGUUUUGAGGUUUGGACUUUAGCACAUAUAGCGCAUUAGCAUGUAGGGUGCACUGAUUGUCUCCUCCUUAGUCAGUAUGUGUUACACCUGUGCUAACUUGUCCAUCUCGUUAGUGGGAAGGUGUUUCACCUGAGCUGGUCCAGGUUCUAUUUAAGAGUGUCUGGCCCAGUGCUCCAGUUGUCUUGAUAGAUGUGGAGAGUCAACACCUUUAGUUGCUCCAACCUUUUGGUUUGCUUCCUGUCUUUAAGUUUGGUGUGGGUUUUUCUUUUGUUUGCCUCUUCUUGGGCAGAUUUAGAGGGUCUCAUAGUGGGUGUCUUUUAUGUCCCAGUUGUUGUGAGUAGUCAACUUUCAGUGGACACAGAGCAAAAUUGCAAGAUUAUGUUAAUACUUUUAUUGCAUCAAAUGGUUGUUUUUUUGCAAACGAAUAGAGGGUUCUUAGAACUAUUGUGUCUGUGUGUUCUACUGAGGAUGGGCUUCUGGGAGAUAACACUGACAGGAGAUUUACAAUGUAUUUUGGGUCAUAAAACCUAAAGAGACCAUAUUCCAGAGCAUGAGUUAAUGUUUCUGUAUUAUAUGGUACCAGGGAGAGAUGACCUCAGGGCCAGACCCUGGUCUCUACACAGAGUACUGUUUUUACAGCAGAUACUGUCCGCUGAGAAUUAUAAGUAUAUUUCAUACAAAUCUUAAUCUUGUGACCCGUUCUAUACAUCUGUUGUUCGUCAUGUAGGUUGAAAGGGGUGCAUCUUGGCUAGAAAAGACCUUUGUACUUUUGUCUCGUGGCUCUCAACGAAUCAUCUGGGGGUGAUUUGUCGAUCAGCCGUCAUUAUCGUCGAGCACUCAAUUGAUUGACUUUAUAUUUGUGUGUUGUAUUGACCUGCUCCCUUAUUAAUAAGUGAAUAAAGAUUUAGUUUAAGAAUAA